Girardinichthys multiradiatus is the source of this 3883-nucleotide messenger RNA. It is a transcript of the gene mctp2a, whose product is annotated as multiple C2 domains, transmembrane 2a. Gene Ontology annotation, molecular function: calcium ion binding. Lineage: Eukaryota; Metazoa; Chordata; Actinopteri; Cyprinodontiformes; Goodeidae. The record is from RefSeq and is a predicted model, not a curated record. Gene Ontology annotation, cellular component: synaptic vesicle membrane. The coding region runs from base 145 to 3165 and encodes 1006 amino acids. The transcript has 23 exons. Gene Ontology annotation, biological process: regulation of neurotransmitter secretion.
CAGAAGUUCCUGGCCAACUGAAAGGUGAACGGUUGCCACAGAAACCAAACUGUGACUUCAGAAACCUGAGCAAUAGGUAGUCAGCAAGCAGGUGGAAAACGUUGUUAGGGUUUGACUGGUUUGGCAACACACGUAUUACUUAAGAUGGAAGGCAGAAAGAAAUUUCUGGAGAAUUUUCGUCUAAAAGCGAAAAAGCCACGUAAAAAGCUGCUUGCCAAACAGCCAAGGAAUCUGGCCACCCGGCGCAGCAUUUCAGUGCCAGACCUGACCUUUACUCCAGGCGAGGCAAAUUCUGCAGAAAGUGAAGUGCUGGCUACCCCCUCUGGUGCUAUCUACUUUGGCAUCUCUCCUGAUCCGAGUGAAUUGGAUUCUGUAGCUAGUAGCUCUAAAAAUGAAGGACCGCCUUUUGCAGACGAACCCACUGACUCACUCUCACUCUUAAGUGCUCUGCCGUCUGAGGAUGCGAUUUACAUGAAGAAUUUAAGUCCAGAGAGCAAAAGGAAUGUUCAUGUAGAAGACAUUUCUGCACAAGAGGAUACAAAACCCAAGGAAAAUGUGCAAAAAUUCAUAUUCAAGCCCAUUAAAGAACCAGACAGCAACCAGGCGGAGAAAGAUGAAGAGCCCCAAACUCGCAGAAAGAUGUCUGACACCAUUGCAGCCAUCCUCAACAGAGCAAGCUCGAUGGGGGACGAAAGACGUCCUCAUGUUGAGAAGAGGACCGUGAUGUUCGAGACAAAAAAGCCGACGUUUGAAAAGCUUACUCUACAAACCAGCCGACCAAACUCUGCAGAAAGGCUGUCCUUACAAGAUGCUCAAUUUGAUGGUACAGAUGCUGAGUCUCUGUAUUCUGCAUGUGGCACUCCCAGUGAGGAGCAAGUCAACAUGCUCUGGGCAACAACCAGGGAGGAGGAAGACAUCGAAGUGUCCCCUUUCGCUCUGCUGAGAGAGAUGUCCAUGGAUGAAGGUCUUCUGGACUUGGAGAACCAGGAUGAGUCCCUAGAGGAGAACUCUGCCGAAGCCUGUGAUGACUUUGAUGACAAUAUUACGGAGCUAGCAGAAGGCGCUGACAUUUUGUUGCCAGGCCCUGAUGUUCAAACACCCUCCCCGUUCCAGAGGUACCUCCUUAGCAUCAACCUAAAGUAUGGUCGCAAUCUGGUCGUCAGAAACAGGCGUUCUGCUACAAGUGAUCCUUAUGUGAAGUUCAAACUUGAAGGGAAGCAGUUCUAUAAAAGCAAAGUGGUUUACAAGGACCUGAAUCCGCGAUGGAAUGAGUCCUUCUCUCAUCCGCUUCGGGACAGAGACCAUGAUGUGGAACUUAGGGUCUAUGAUAAAAAUCUCACAGCCGAUGACUUCAUGGGUUCAAGCACUAUUUCUCUGAAAGACCUUGACUUGCACAAAACACAUGAACUGGAGUUGCGUCUUGAGGACCCUAAGAGCAAAGAAGAUGACAUGGGAGUUAUCGCCGUGGAAGUCCGAUUGCUGUUCCGAGAUGCCACAGUGAAAAGAGGCCCUAGAUUCCGUCCAAAAAAGAAGCAGCAGAACCAGGGCCCAACUCCACGCACUUCUGACCCACCGAAGAAUCAGCUGAAGAACCAGACAUGGACUGGUGUAUUCCAUAUCACCCUGGUGGAGGGACAAGACCUGCCACAGUACGGCCAGGGUGAUGUCUACGUCCGCUUCCGCCUCGGUGAUCAGAAAUACAAAAGCAAGAACCUUUGCAUUCAGCCGAAUCCCCAGUGGAGAGAACAGUUUGACUUCAAUCAAUUUGAAGACAUCCAGGAACCUCUGCAGGUGGAGGUGUUCUCAAAGAGAGGGCGGAAAGGGACAGAGUCGUGGGGGAUGUUUGAGGUUGAUGUAUUGAGGCUUCCUUUAAAUGAAAGACAGCUCUACACUCAUGUGUUGGACCCUGGAAAAGGCAAGCUGGUCUUCCUGGUCACCCUGAGACCCUGCUGGGGUGUCUCCAUUUCUGACACGGAUAACCCCACCUUGGUGAAUCAAGAUGAGAGAGACUCAGUGAUGGAAAGAUUUAGUUUAAAAAACACUCACCAGCAUUUACACGAAGUCGGGUUCCUUCAGGUCAGCGUGCUAAAAGCAAACGAUCUUCCAGCCACAGACAUCAAUGGAAAAAGCAACCCCUUCUGUGUUAUCGAGCUUGGGAACUGCAAACUUCAAACUCACACUGUUAACAGGACAGUCAAUCCGGAGUGGAACAAGACCUUUACAUUCCCAAUAAAGGACAUUCAUGAUGUUGUGGAGGUAACUGUUUUUGAUGAAAAUGGUGACAGAUGCCCAAACCUUUUGGGAAAAAUAGCUAUCCCUUUAUUGACAGUUCAGGACGGUCAGCAGGUGUGUCUGCUCUUGAAGAAAGAAGACCUGGGAAGACCUUAUAAAGGAACAAUCACACUAAUGUUGGAAGUCAUUUAUAACAACGUCAGAGCUGGUGUCAGAACCUUCCAACCAAAGGAGAAAAAAUGUAUCGAGGAAAAUGAGAAGUUCAACAAGAAGAUCCUUGCCAGGAAUAUAUAUCGGGUUCGAAAAAUCAGCACAGCAGUUCUGUACACGUUACAGUACAUUAAAAGCUGUUUUCAGUGGGAGAGCAAGCAACGGAGUCUAAUAGCCUUUCUGAUCUUCCUGGUGACAGUGUGGCAUUGGGAGCUUUUCAUGCUGCCCCUCUUCCUGCUGCUGCUCAUCGGCUGGAACUACAUCCAGUUCUCCAGGGACAAGGCCAGCUCCAACCAGGACCUGGUGAACAUGGCCAUGGGUGACGACGACGAGGAAGACGAAAAGGAACCUGGAAAAAAGGGUUUGAUGGAUAAAAUACAUAUGGUGCAGGAAGUGGUGCUGGUUGUCCAAAAUGUUUUGGAGGAAAUCGCCAACAUCGGGGAGCGAGUCAAGAACAUAUUCAACUGGUCUGUGCCAUUCAUGUCAUGCUUGACCUGCCUGGUGCUGUUUGUGGCUGCAUCACUAUUAUAUAUAAUCCCACUACGGUACAUUGUGCUAGUAUGGGGCGUUAACAAAUUUACCAAGAAACUGCGCAACCCAUAUAGUAUUGACAGUAAUGAAAUACUGGAUUUCCUCCAGAGGGUGCCUUCUGAUGUUCAGAAGGUGCAGUACAGUGUGCUGAGAGCACCCACUGGACAGAACCAGCCACGCAAGAAGAAAUAAGCGCAGUAGACAUGCUGGAUGAAAGGCUGGUCUUCUUUUCUCUGUUCCCCUCUUUUUUAUUUUUUUAUGUUACGUUGCAGUCCACCUGACAACAAUACUCCAGUGCCAGCUGAACCCCUGACCCCGCAUACCCAUACGCACCACCCCAACUCUGUCCCCUGCUGCUGAGGGGCAGCCAGCCGCUCUCUGCCUUGCCACCCCCCUGACAGGGGUUGUGAACUGCAGCAGCUAGGAGGGCAGCACAUGGGGCUGUCAGUCACAGGCUUGGAGGUAAAGAAAAGGGAGCUCUGCAAGGCUCAAGCUUCAUCUUUGAAAAUAAUUUAGAAAAGGAAUGACAGGCAUCAGGUUUGGCUUUUAUUUCUUAUUAUUUUGGUGUAACUGAAAAAUUUGCCUCAAGGUAAAGACAAUACAACCAUAACAAGCAGCUGCAAUAUUUUUAUUCUUCAUCAGUUAAUGUAGUUAAAUGCUAUAUCAUACAGUCACUGAUAAUCAGUUUUAUUACAGAAAAGAGUACUGAAUUUUACAAUUCUAUCUGCUAUAUGAUUUCUCCGUGUAUAAAUUAAUAGUGCUGCAUUUGUUUUUCUUAGAAACAAACAUGUAUUUAUGUUCUGAAUGUGUAUUAAUUCUGCACUUGAGUUUCUCUGAUGUUUUAUGUUCAAUUUAUGUGAAAGUAUUUUGUUUAGAUCGAGUUUGAAUAAAGAAUCUUAAUCAAAUUGAA